This is a messenger RNA of Desarmillaria tabescens, 890 nucleotides long. RefSeq lists its product as uncharacterized. The record is from RefSeq and is a predicted model, not a curated record. NCBI's taxonomy places the organism in Eukaryota, Fungi, Basidiomycota, Agaricomycetes, Agaricales, Physalacriaceae. Bases 194 to 829 code for a protein of 211 amino acids. The transcript has 2 exons.
CUCCUUCAUUCCGAGUACGUCAUAAUCAUUUGCUUCUACUGCUUGCUGACAUGACUGACACGAUGCUACGUUCAGGCCUCAGGCGGACACGCUCAUCGCCGAGAGCGAACCUUUCAAUCUUCGGGAAAGUACUUCCGAAUCACAGCCUUCUCCAACCAGUGCACCAGCGGAUCAGAUAUAUUUCAUCGUGCAGAUGAUCAAUCUCGGGCUGGGUGCGACGUCUUUCCUCGGCGUCCUAGGAAUCAUUCUAUAUCUAUUUCUCCAGCGUACGCGGGCUACGCCAAGGAAUAGGCUAAAUACGAAACCGUCUUCCAUCAGUGAUCCAGUCAUCAUACCACCUCCCGAUCAACGCCUCACCUUUACACCGCCUAAAACAAUGGAAUCAAACAGAGCAGUCAGGAACUUCUCACUAAUAUCCAGAAGAACGGCAGACGUUCCCACUGGCGUACAGAGUUUAGGAGCGUCGGACCCAUCACAGUAUUCUACGACUACGAGCGAGAAUCUGACUCUCCUCGCCUUCCCUCUCCCACCCGCUGCUAGGCAGACGGAGCUGCAAGAAUUUGUCGCGCGUCUGAGACGCGAGGUUUCGUUGCGGAGCACGAAAUUCAGCUUGGAGGAGAGGCGGGCUGCUAGCGAGGAGCGGCUGCACAAACAGAUUGCUGGGAUGCAAAGUGAGAUAUCGUAUCUGACGGCACAGCUGGACUUGGCAUGGGCGAUGGGGUUUGGUCAGGCGGCGCCGUCGGCUGAUAGUGGUAGUAGGAGGUCAGCGGAGAGUGGGACAUUAUCGGUGCAUUCUCGUGUGCCGCAAGCUUCUAAUGUAACUUCGUGACGGUUUUUUAUAUGUAUCAUUUGUACUGCAUACACAUAAUGUUGGGGAACAGGAGCUCUCG